AGCAUGUGGAAAUAUCAGCAGCCUGACUUUGCAUUAUUCCUGCUUGGUGAACUGCAGAAGCAGCAGCAGGGAAGCAUUUUUUGUGACACACUUAUACAGACAGGAGGUGUCUGUGUUCCAGCUCACAGCUGUGUGUUAGCCGCUUUAAGUCCCAUCUUCUCAAGAAUCCUGUCCGCAUCUCCUGCUCCACCUGUGGGGAAGAACAGGCUUCUAAGCCUUGAGGCUGUAGGAUCUCAUGCCUUACUGAAGCUGGUUGGGUUCCUAUACACCGGGGAGAUGGAAAUAGAAAGUCGGAGCGAACACGAGGACGUAAUGACUGCUGCCCACAAGCUUGGCCUUAAAAACCUCAUUGAGAAAAAGCGAGUGUGGGUGGAACGAGGAGUUGAAGAUGUUGGGAGAUGCUGGAAGGAGGCUGCCUUACAGACCGAUGAGAGCGUGAAGGCCAAGGAAAGUGUGAGCGUGCCUCUGCCUUCGGAGAGACAGAGGAGUAUGUUUUAUAAUGCAAAUUAUAGUGAUCCUCCAGGGACUUCUGUGUUGGAGGCUGAUUUGUCAUUUGAUGAAUCGAGUUCAUCUAGAGGUUUUAACUGGAUCAGUGAUGUCACUGUUCCUCCUCUCCCUGACGUGACAGAAGCGUCGAACCAGUGUAAAAAAAAUGCUAAGAAUAGGUGGAAAAUGAGAGAUGGACAAACUCAAAAUCCAACCUGGCAGCAAAGCCAGGUGAAGCUCCUGAAUGUUGAAAGAGCCAAAUUAAACCAACCUGAAGUGAUGGAAAGAAGUAGAAAUGUGGCAGGCAAAGAUUUCCGGAAACUCUUAGAGGCUGUGAGUUUGCCCAAAAAUGCCACAAGUGAACAAAAAUUAGACAAGUUAAAAGUAAAGAUCAAACUGAGGAGGAGAGGAGCCUGCUGGGAGAGCAACCUCAUCGUGUCUGUCCAGGGAGAGAGCGGAUCAGAUGAAGUAAAAGAAUGUGGCCCUCCAACUCCGACCUGCCCGUCCAAUGUACUUCCUGCUCAAAGUCUUGGAACUCUCACCCCACCGACCAGUCUGCCCAUUUCACCCUCUGACUGUUCCACACACAUGUCUUCACAGAAACCCUGUCCUCAUACCCCAAAUCGCAGUUCUAUGCCUUCUGUUCUGGAUCUACCAGCGUUGUUUUCGAGCCCUCCCCAAGCAGAUGAAUCCGAUGAACAAAUCGCAAUGCUCUUGGAGGAUAUGUUCAUGAUGGGAUUAAACAUUCUGCCCUUGAUGCCGUUAGACAAAAAUCUGGAAGAACUCAACCAGCUUGAUCCUCUUCGGGAAGAUAAAGGUGCGGCCGAGACCUCUAUUCAAGGUUCUUGUCCUUAUGUGUGUGGCUGUGAGGAAGAGGUCAGGGAAUCUGGUUUUACAGAGACUGUAACACCAAUCAGGUCUCCACAGAGUUAUGAAGAGCUCGAGAACUCAGGGUUUCACAAUCAGUUGAGACCUGAAACAGUUCAUCCUUCAGCUCAGUCAGCCGGACAAGAACUUCAUGCUUCACUUUCCAACAUGAACAAAGACACAAAUCUGGAUACAAUGGAAAUGGACUCUGUCGCCCCACUUGUAGAAGACCUGUUGUUAACCACAAAAACAACAGUUGGCCCAAAUGGCCCCGUCUUUGAAACAGGUGACAUGUCAGACUUUAAUAUGUCCCCCAUCCCUGAAGACGGGAUGGAUUUCAGACUGCGGAAAUGUCUUUCCCCGCUUGAAACUGAUGAAAAUGAUGUUCCUACACAAGAGCCAUCAGAACCGUCACAAGAGGAGCUCUCUGAGACACGCAAGCAGGACCCAAAAACAAAAAACCUUCCCCUGUUGCUUUCUGAAUCAUUUUCGAAAUCGGACUUUCCUCUUGGUUCAGCGAUCGAUUCCUCUUGUCCACAUCCAUGGCUUGACCCUAAUGGUUCCCAAGAUCAGUCAAACCCUGACAAACAGGAACUGAAGACACACCGUGAUAUAACAACUGAAAAUGGCUCAAGUGUGGAUCAAGCAAAUAUCAUUGGUGAGCUCCCAAAGCAGAGAAUGACCAGAAGACGUCUAGCAUCUCAAAGGCUGAAAGAAUCUCAGGAGUCUCGGGCUCAGACGAGGCUAUCCAAGACUAAAUCUGAUGAUAAUAUCAAAGAGCCCAAGUGUGGAAAUGUUCAAUUGAAGACCGCCAACUCACGUGGAGUCAGCAUACAAAUGUCCACGCCUUUAAACGCAAACAGAAAAACAGUUGCAGGAGGGAAGAGAAAACAAGAGAAUUGUUUACCUCGCACUAAGAAAAUGUGUCUGUGUCUGAACACAGCUAGUAAACAACACGAACAUGAAGCCGAUUUACCUAAAGUGCAGGUCACUGCAGGAACCGUAAAACGAGGUCGUGGCAGACCUCCCAAAUCCCAAAAACAUGCUGAAAAAAUAAAGCAAAAAUGUGCCAAUGCAAGGAAAAUGCGCCGAGCUGUGCAUGAACAAGAUGCUAAAAAAGAACCAAACACUCAGGAGAAAGACUCAACAGAAAUGAGGGAGGCAGAUGUUAACGGCAAUUUUGUACAGACAAAGCAGAACGUUCACGUGCAAUAUUCUGCCAAAGCAAAGAGACCGAGUAUCAUUGAUACAAUUUUUCAUCAGACUGGUAAUGCUUGUAAAAGUUCACUCGGUCGGCAGCUAACAGCAAACCCGCAAGACACAACUUGUUCGCCUCAGAGGCUCCAAGGAGCCUUGGAGAAAAGUGGAGAGUGUGGUAAUUUAGUGAAAGACAGUGAAUAUAUCAGUAAGAGUGUUUGUGGAGAGAACGAAACGGGUAUGUCUGUGGUGGAAAAUAGGGACAAAAUAGAUGCAGUGGAUAAUCAGGUGAGGUUACAGAUGUCACACAGCAACACGUCACAUAUUGUGCAUCGUAUAGUUGAAAAGGGAGGAAGACCUGCCUUUGAGGAGAACUCGGGUAGAGAAGCUACCGUUCUUCAAGACGGGCAGCAGCGCAAAUAA
Molecule: messenger RNA, 2973 nt
Organism: Triplophysa rosa
Lineage: Eukaryota; Metazoa; Chordata; Actinopteri; Cypriniformes; Nemacheilidae
Exons: 5
Coding region: 4-2973 (989 amino acids)
Biological process (GO): positive regulation of transcription elongation by RNA polymerase II
Molecular function (GO): protein binding
Source: RefSeq, a predicted model, not a curated record